CGUUGGCUGCGUGCGUUCCGGCGGACCGGGAACGGGCUAUUGUUGUCAUCUCUGCGAUUUCGGUGACAGCUCCGCUGAGUCUCUACAUUUCACGAGCGACAAAAUAAUGCCAAAAGGAAGUCUUUGUUUUGCAACUGCACGGAUAGCGCAGAGAGAUAUCCAAAAUAAAAGAUAUUGACAUGAAGAAAGAUAUCGCAACGCUGAUAGCGGAGGAACGAGCAGACAUCAUCUUGAAGUAUGACAAGGGCAGGCAGGAGGGAGGAGAGAGGGACCAGUGGGAAGAUGCAGACUACAGUCUCUACAGAGUCACAGACCGCUUCGGCUUCCUGCAUGAGGAGGAGCUGCAGAACACUACUGCCCUCCAGGAGAAGAGGAAGCAGCAGGAGGUGGACAGGGUGGACAAAUGGCUGAAGAUGAUGAAGAAAUGGGAUAAAUAUAGAAACAGUGACAGAAUGAGGAAGAGAGUGUACAAGGGCCUACCCCUGCAGGUGAGAGGGCAGGUCUGGGCUCUGCUGCUGGACCUGGACAAGAUGAAGACUGAACACCAGGGGAAGUAUGAGAAAAUGAAAGAGCAAGCCAGAAUAUCUUCUUCUGAAAUAAAACAGAUUGAUCUGGACAUCAACAGAACGUUCAGGAACCAUAUCAUGUUCAUGGAUCGAUUUGGAGUCAAGCAGCAGUCCCUGUUCCAGGUCCUGUCUGCCUACUCUGUCUACAACACGGAAGUGAGCUACUGUCAGGGCAUGAGUCAGGUGGCUGCUCUGCUGCUCAUGUUCCUGAACGAGGAGGAUGCCUUCUGGGCCCUGGCGCAGCUGCUGACCAAUCACAAGCACGCCAUGCACGGGUUUUUUGUCCCUGGCUUUCCUAAGCUGCUGAGGUUCCAGGCGCAUCACGACCAAAUCAUCUCCAAGCUGCUUCCCAAGCUGAAGAAACAUCUGGACAAGGAGCAGAUGUUUACAGGCAUCUACAGCACUAAGUGGUUCCUGCAGUGUUUUAUUGACAGGACCCCCUUCACCCUGACCCUGCGGCUGUGGGAUGUGUUCAUCCUGGAGGGAGAGCACGUCCUGACUGCUAUGGCCAUCACCCUGCUGAGGGUGCACCACAAGCAUCUACAGGCCAUGUGUCUGGAGGAUCUGAGGGAGUUCCUGCAGGAGACCAUUGGCCGCUCUCUCCUCCACAGCGAUGACAUCAUCAUCCAGCAGCUGCAGGCCUCCAUGACGGAGCUACGCAGGAGGAAGCUGACCCCGCCCCCAGCCAAACCGGAGGAGUUUCCUCAGAGGCCUCUGGGUGUGGAGGUCCCAGGGCCCAGCCCAGCCUGGCCCCCCAGAGGAGCCCCCUCCCCAGGGACAGACCAGCCCAGAGCUGGCCUGAGGCUCCACCUCUCCAGCUACCUUCCAGACCGCAUCUCCCCCGACCACAGCCCCCAGGAGGACAGGAAGGAGGCUCUGGGGGACGACGACCCCCCGCCCUCCCCAGACCCCGUUCUUGUCCACUGCCAGGGCCCCCUCAGCCCGGACGGGCCACUGCAUGCUGGGCCUCCCCCAUACCAGCCACCAGGGGGCAGUGCUUCAGAGAGAGAGCUGCUGGUGUAUACACACACACCUCCACAGACACCGCCACACACCGCUCCCCACUCGCCCCAGGACUCAGUCUGCACCGUGGGCCCAGGCUCCACCCCCGGCCUCCAGGCUGACCUGGCCUGCCAGCCUGUCACUCGGUGA
Messenger RNA from Hypomesus transpacificus, 1718 nucleotides. RefSeq names its product USP6 N-terminal-like protein. Lineage: Eukaryota; Metazoa; Chordata; Actinopteri; Osmeriformes; Osmeridae. The record is from RefSeq and is a predicted model, not a curated record. The transcript has 15 exons. The coding region runs from base 180 to 1718 and encodes 512 amino acids.